UCAAAAGCAGAAGAAAGAGAUUAUCGAAAAAGGUUUCAGGAAAAUCUAUCAGAGAUGGGUUCUGGUUUUUCUUCCUGGUGCUUCACUCUUUGCCUUCUGCUUGCUGCUUUAAUGUGUGCUCAAGACAGUAACGCCAGGAGGGUUACAAAAGGGGAAGGAGAUGAUAGAAAUAAAUAUGAUCCUUUAUCAGAAGCAAGUGACGGACACGAUCAAUGGAUCAAUGGCGGACAUCAUGCAAAAACAUCCCACGUCGAUCAUAUGGAUCCUUCAGUUCAUAUUUUUUUCACCAUAGAUAAUCUAAAGAUUGGAAAAUCACUCCCCAUAUACUUCUCCUACAAAAACUCUACAAAAUCUUAUCUACUAUCCAGAGAAGAAGCCAAUUCCAUUCCUUUCUCUUCACAAAAAUUACCUUAUCUUCUUGAAUUAUUCUCCUUCUCCAAAGACUCUCCGCAAGCCAAAGCCAUGGAGUACACACUUGAACAUUGUGAACGUGAACCCAUCAAAGGAGAGACCAGGUUCUGUGCUACCUCCCUGGAAUCGAUGCUCGAUUCCGCACGUGGCUUCUUCGGAUUGGAUACCAACUUCAAAAUUUUAACCACUUCAUCUCUCACAAAGCUAACUCCUUUACAGAACUAUACAAUCUUGGAAGUGCCGCAAGAAAUCUUUGCUCCAAAAUUUAUAGCAUGUCAUUCUUUGCCUUACCUUUAUGCAGUUUUCUACUGCCAUGGACAAGAGAGUAAAAACAGGCUAUUCCAGAUAUCACUGGGUGGUGAAAAUGGAGAGAAGGUCGAAGCUGUUGCCGUUUGUCACAUGGACACCUCGCUGUGGGAUGCCGAUCAUGUGUCAUUUCGUGUGCUCAAAAUCAAGCCUGGGGAUUCUCCUGUUUGCCAUUUCUUUCCUUUAGAUAAUUUAGUUUGGGUCCCUUUCCCUGCUUAAUUUAACCAAGUUCA
Pistacia vera is the source of this 950-nucleotide messenger RNA. Its product is annotated as BURP domain protein USPL1-like. NCBI's taxonomy places the organism in Eukaryota, Viridiplantae, Streptophyta, Magnoliopsida, Sapindales, Anacardiaceae. The record is from RefSeq and is a predicted model, not a curated record. The transcript is spliced from 2 exons. The coding region runs from base 55 to 936 and encodes 293 amino acids.